Didymodactylos carnosus is the source of this 1659-nucleotide messenger RNA. The record is from the annotation of a GenBank genome assembly. NCBI's taxonomy places the organism in Eukaryota, Metazoa, Rotifera, Eurotatoria, Philodinida, Philodinidae.
AUGUCAUCUUCAUCGAGUGGCCGAGCUGCCCACUCAUCAAAUUGGGAUGGUGAAGGCGGUUAUCGUUUACAUAUAUCCGAUCUGAAUGCUGGUGUAACACGUAAAGAAGUUGAACGUAUUUUUGGUAAAUUUGGUCCAAUUAAUGAAGUUUGGGUGGCUACAAACCCGCCUUGUUUUGCGUUUGUAAAUUACAAACACCGUUCAGAUGGAGAACAAGCAAUCAAAGAAUUGGAUGGGAAAGUUAUUGGUGGAAGUCGUGUGGGAAUUAGUUGGGCACGUAAACGUAAUUAUGGAGGUCGACGCCCUUAUAGACAAACAUCGCCUUAUGGAGGAGGACGGGGUGGCUGGAAUGAUCGACGGGGUGGUGGCGAUCGUGCUGGUGGUUAUGGUGGUGGUGGCGGCGGUGGUGGUGGUUCGUCUUAUCGUCGACAUUAUUCUCCGAGAAGAGAUUCAAGGUCACGAAGUGGUUCUCGUGAGCGUUCGGGUCGUCGCCGUUCAUCUCGUUCGCUAUCUGGAGAUCGACGUCGUCAUUCUCCAUCACGUAGUCCAGCGCCAAAACGUGGUCGCUCUCCUGCACAACAGCAACAAAAACAGUCAUCAUCGAAACAUAGUAACUCAAAGGAAAAGAACAAUAAUAAUAAUAAUCGUAGUAGUCGAUCUGCUUCACCGAAUGAGCCAGUUAUUCGUAGAAAUCGUCGUACAAGAAGUGGAAGCCUAUCGCCAAGAAGAAGUAAAGAUGAAGAUGAUAAUGGUUACAAAAUCGCUGCUAUAUCAAUUGUUACACAGGACUUUGUUGGAAAACAAAUGGGUAGAAGCAGAGAUCGAUCACGCUCGCGCUCGAUGUCCUCUUCGUCAAGCGGUCGAGCUGCUCAUUCAACGAAUUGGGAUGGUGAAGGUGGUUAUCGUGUACAUGUAUCAGAUUUAACAGUUGGAGUUUCAAGAAAAGAAGUGGAAAGAAUGUUUGCAAAAUUUGGUCCAAUUAAUGAAGUUUGGGUGGCAACAAAUCCGCCUUGUUUUGCAUUUGUUAAUUUUAUGCAUCGAUCCGAUGGAGAACAAGCUAUUAAAGAAUUGGAUGGCAAAGUUAUUGGUAGUUCUCGUGUUGGACUUAGUUGGGCACGUAAACGUAAUUAUGGAGGUCGAAGAGGUGGAUAUCGUCCUUAUAGUGGUGGUCCACCAAGACGAUCACCAUCACCCUAUCGCUCAUAUUCAUCAAGAACAACUAGAACAAGUAGAUAUGGAUAUAGUCCAAAACGGUAUAUGUCAAGAUCUCGUUCGCGUUCAAAUUCUCGUGACCGACAUCGUCGUCGGUCAAGAACAAGAUCGCGCGAUCGUCGAUCGUCAUCUCGUCAAAGAUAUUCAACAAAACGAAUAAAAACAUCGCAAACACAUCGUUCAAAUAAUCGUGGUGAUGGUAGUGCCAGCGAUGGUAAUCGUUCACCAGUACGUCAACAAUCAAAGCGAAGAGAGGAUUCAAGAGAUGGUGAACGACAACGUCGUAGUAGAACACGUUCAAGAUCAAGACAACCGAAUAACGGACUCGAAUCACCAAAUUAUAAUAAUUCAUUAUAUUUUUUAAGUGGUCGUCGCGAAUCGAGAAGUCGUUCUCGUGAAAGUCUAGAACGUGAAACUUCAAAUCGUGACGAAAAUAAUUAUGAGUGA